This is a messenger RNA of Colletotrichum orchidophilum, 915 nucleotides long. RefSeq names its product brix domain-containing protein. Gene Ontology annotation, cellular component: nucleolus. Lineage: Eukaryota; Fungi; Ascomycota; Sordariomycetes; Glomerellales; Glomerellaceae. The transcript has 6 exons. Gene Ontology annotation, biological process: ribosomal large subunit assembly; rRNA processing. The record is from RefSeq and is a predicted model, not a curated record. Bases 1 to 915 code for a protein of 304 amino acids. Gene Ontology annotation, molecular function: rRNA binding.
AUGGCUUCUGUGUACAAGUCAUUGUCUAAGAAGGCCGAAAAGGCUGAGGCGCCCACCAAUGGCGUCAAAAAAGUGCGCCAGAAGAGACGCGCUCUGAUUCUUUCGAGCAGAGGCGUCACUUACAGACACCGACAUCUGAUGAACGAUAUCGCUUCGAUGAUGCCCCACGGAAAGCUGGACAGCAAGUUCGAUUCGAAGGCAAAACUCUACGUCCUUAACGAGCUCGCCGAGCUCAACUCGACACCUCAGAUUUGCUAUUUGGAGGCCAGGAAGCACCAGGAUUUGUACAUGUGGCUGGCAAAUGCCCCGAACGGCCCCAGUGUGCGUCUACACAUUCAGAAUAUCAUGACCAUGGAGGAGUUGCGAUUCCCGGGCAACUGUCUUAAAGGAAGUCGUCCUGUACUGUCCUUUGACGCUGCGUUCGAUACCGAACCUCAUCUCCAAGUCAUAAAGAACUUGAUGUCUAUGGUGUUCGGUGUUCCAGAGGGGGCGAGGAAGGCCAAGCCUUUCGUGGAUCAUGUAAUGGGAGUCAGCUGGGUUGACGAGAAGAUCUGGAUACGCUAUUUCGAGAUCAAGGAGGUCGAUGCUGAUACGGAGCAAGAAGCCACCGGGAAGUCAGUUCUCAAGGGAAGCAAGACAGACGUCAGCUUGGUGGAGAUUGGUCCGCGGUGGACGGCAACCCCGAUUGUCAUACUCGAAGGCAGCAUGUGUGGAAGCGUGAUUUGGGAGAGCCGAAGCUUUGUCUCCCCGAACCAGAUUCGUGCGGAUUUGAGAAAGAAGAAGUCCACUCGCCACGUCUCGCGGACGGAGCAGCAAGUGGAGCGGAUGGCAAAGAAGGGCGAGCUUGGACUCAGGAGCAAAGGUGGAAAAGGCGCGGCGAAGGACGAGCUGGAUACCAAGGCACUGUUUGCGUAA